CUGCCCGGCUGCGCUCGGCUGCGGGGCGAGGAAGCAGCCGCGCUGCCUGAGCUGCUCUUCCCCUUCACCUGCCGCAUGUGCGGGCUGGUGCUGGACGACGGCUUCGCGCAGGAUGAGGGCCUGGCUGAGCAGGUCUGUGGGCGCUGCAGCCUGGCGGUGCUGGGCACCGAGCCGGGCGCCAGCCCCCGCAAAGGCACCGGGGACAAGGGCUUCGCCUGCAGCCUCUGCCCCUUCGUCACCCACUACCCCAACCACUUGGCGCGGCACAUGAAGACGCACAGUGGGGAGAAGCCCUUCGUCUGCCCGCUCUGCCCCUAUGCCUCUGCCCACCUUGACAACCUGAAGCGGCACCAGCGAGUGCACACAGGCGAGAAGCCCUACAAGUGCCAGCUCUGCGACUAUGCCUGCGGCAACCUGGCCAACCUCAAGCGUCACGGGCGCAUCCACUCGGGCGACAAGCCCUUCCAGUGCAGCCUCUGCAGCUACAGCUGCAACCAGAGCAUGAACCUGAAGCGGCACAUGCUGCGGCACACGGGCGAGAAGCCCUUCCAGUGCCAGAACUGCUCCUACACCACUGGCCACUGGGACAACUACAAGCGUCACCAGAAGAUCCAUGGCCACGCGGCCGAGAGCUGGGUGAACCCGCGCAAUGCCAAAGCCCUCUUGGCCCCUCCAGCUGUGGACACAGCCCUGCCCUGAGACAGCACUUAGCCCAGCAGUGGGGGUGACCAACCCUGUGCUGGGCCGGGGGUGCCUCAGCCCUGGGGCACCUCCGCCACGGCUCCUGCCCUCCCUGGGGGAGGGACGGGCAGCAUACUCCACAGGGGGCUCAGGGCUGCCUUAUGCAGGG
Chaetura pelagica (chimney swift) is the source of this 850-nucleotide messenger RNA. It is a transcript of the gene ZNF513, whose product is annotated as zinc finger protein 513. The transcript has a single exon. Gene Ontology annotation, molecular function: RNA polymerase II cis-regulatory region sequence-specific DNA binding; DNA-binding transcription factor activity, RNA polymerase II-specific. Gene Ontology annotation, biological process: regulation of DNA-templated transcription. The record is from RefSeq and is a predicted model, not a curated record. Bases 76 to 699 code for a protein of 207 amino acids. Lineage: Eukaryota; Metazoa; Chordata; Aves; Apodiformes; Apodidae.